CCCCCAGGAGUGAUCAGGAUCCUAAUGAAUCAUUCAAAGAAUCCAUAAAUAUCUAUGUCUUCAAAGAAGAGCUGGGCAAUCUAUUGCGAAACUCGCUUGCCAAAGAACUGGGCUAUGAAUUUGUUUUAAAAGAAGAGUUAGGCCUUUUCAAUGACUUAAAGGGGCUGGGCAAUGAAAUACGAAACUCGUUGAGAGAAUUUAAGGAAGAUUUGAUGAAAGAAAUGAGAGAGGAGGUUGCAAGGGAAUUGAAUGAGAUGAAAAAAUUACGAAACUUGUUAAGAGAGGAGUUUAACGAAAAUUUGAAGAAAGAAGCAAGAGAGGAAGUUGCAAGAAAAUUGAAUGAUAAUGAUAGUGAAAAGAAUGUCGGUGGUAACUAUAAUGACAAUGAAAAAAAUAAUGACGAUGAUAAUGAAAAAAAUAAUGAUAUUGAUGAUGAAAAAAAUAAAGAUAGUGAUAAUGAAAAAAGUAAUGUUAGUGAAAAUGAAAUGAAUAUUGAUAGUGAUCACGAAAAGAACAUUGAUAGUGGUCACGAAAAGAAUAGUGAUAGUGAAACGAACAGUAAUAGUGAUAGUGAAACGAACAAUGAUAGUGAUAGUGAAACGAACAGUGAUAGUGAUAAUGAAAUAAAUAAUGAUGACAAUGAUACAGAGGAAUCAGACUCAUCAUCCUCAGAUGAUGAUUUGUCUUCAGGCCGGUGUUCGCCACCAUUGAUACCUCAAAAUUACAUACGUUCGGAGAAAGUGGGAAUUGCUGCUAAGCUGUUCAAAAGUGUUGAACCACCACCACUGAUGUUUAAGGAUAUCCCUGCAAUGAUUGCAGAGAGUGAUCGGCAAUGGGAGGAAAAACAGAGAGAAAAAGAGGAAGCAAAAAAAGAGAGGUUGAGAGAGAUUGAGGAAAGUCGUGAGAAUUUCAGAAUGGUGUCGGCAAUGAUAGAAGAGUAUAUGGAGAGUGAUUCAAGUUCUUCGUCAGAAUAA
Messenger RNA from Ambispora leptoticha, 974 nucleotides. Lineage: Eukaryota; Fungi; Glomeromycota; Glomeromycetes; Archaeosporales; Ambisporaceae. The record is from the annotation of a GenBank genome assembly.